Molecule: messenger RNA, 1465 nt
Organism: Hevea brasiliensis (rubber tree)
Lineage: Eukaryota; Viridiplantae; Streptophyta; Magnoliopsida; Malpighiales; Euphorbiaceae
Product: proline-rich receptor-like protein kinase PERK15
Exons: 7
Biological process (GO): protein phosphorylation
Molecular function (GO): protein kinase activity; ATP binding
Source: RefSeq, a predicted model, not a curated record
CCAAUCAGUUACCUGUGCUUGGUCCUGUUUCCCAUGAAACUCCUUCGACUAGUGGCAGUUUGGGCUCUGAGAAACCAUCUCCUGGCAUUCUUCGACUUUCGCAGGGUACCUUUUCUUAUGAAGAACUUGCAAUGGCAACUAAUGGUUUCUCCAAUACAAAUCUUGUUGGUGAGGGUGGUUUUGGUUAUGUUCAUAAGGGAGUCCUUCGCGAUGGUAAAGUGGUUGCAAUUAAGCAGCUUAAAGCCGGGAGUAGGCAGGGGGAACGUGAAUUUCAGGCAGAGAUUGAGAUCAUUAGUCGUAUCCAUCACAGACAUCUUGUUUCAUUGGUUGGAUACUGCAAUACUGGAGCCCAGAGGAUGCUUGUAUAUGAAUUUAUUCCAAACAACACCUUGGAAUUCCAUCUACAUGGAAAGGAGAGACGUAUGAACUGGUCAACUAGAAUGAAAGUCGCCGUAGGCUCAGCUAAAGGAUUGGCUUACUUGCAUGAAGACUGUCAGCCCAAGAUCAUACACCGAGAUAUCAAGGCAGCCAAUAUUCUUCUUGAUGAUAGCUUUGAAGCAAAGGUUGCUGAUUUUGGACUUGCCAAGCAUUCUUUGGAUUCUGAUACUCAUGUCUCCACCCGAGUGAUGGGAACUUUUGGGUAUAUGGCUCCAGAGUAUGCCUCUUCUGGUAAGCUUACUGAGAAAUCAGAUGUCUUUUCCUUUGGUGUUGUGCUUCUUGAGUUGAUUACGGGGCGUCAACCUGUUAAUUGGACUCAAUCCUUCCUUGAUGAUAGCAUAGUUGAUUGGGCAAGGCCUUUGCUCAAGCAAGCUUUGAAAGAAGGCACCUAUGAUGCUCUUGUUGAUCCAAAAUUACAGGGGGACUAUGAUUCCAGUGAAAUGACUGGAAUGAUUUCAUGUGCUGCAGCUUGUAUAUGUCCUUCAGCAGGGCUUCGGCCUCAAAUGAGCCAGAUAGUUCAAGCUUUGAUAGGGAAUAUGUCCCUCGAUGAUUUAAGUGAUGGAAUCACACCUGGGCACAGCAUGGUAUAUGGUUCUUAUGGAGGCUUAGACUAUAGUUCUAGCCAAUACAAGGAAGACUUGAAGAAGUUCAGGAAGAUGGCGCUAGAAAGCCAAGAACAUGGCAGUAGCGAGUACAGUGGAGUCACCAGUGAGUAUGGUCUACAACCUUCUAGCAGUAGCACUGAAGGCCAACAAACUAGAUAAGAGAUGAAAUGACAGAGAAAGGAGAAAACCACCAAAGAUUCCCACGAAAUUUGUGACAGUUUAUUACAUUGUUCUCAGUUCAUCAAUUUCAUGUAGGUGUGCCUGCAGGAAAAUCAAUAUUGGAUUAACUAUCCGGUGGCAGGUCAUGUAAGUGCCUGGAAAAAUCAGCUUGGUAAAUGAUUAUCAUAUUAUACCAAAACACACAAUAAUUUUACUGUUCCUAAGGAACAGUAAAAUACUAAUUUUAUCCUCUCUAAUUUUAU